CCAUGCUGAGCAGAUUCCCGGGAGCCAUCUCGCAGGACUGGGACACCGUCGUCCUCCACAAGUCGAAGCCCAAGUCGCAGGACCUCCGGGACCCCAAGGCCGUCAACAAGGCCCUCCGCUCCGGCGCCCCCGUCCAAACCGUCAAGAAGUUCGACGCCACCUCCAACAAGAAGGCCUUGUCCUCGGCGCUCCCGCCUGAGCGCCGGAAGCUGGGCAAGGCUGCGGAGUCGGCGGCGCUCGAGAGGGUGCCCGGCGAGGUGCGGCAAGCCAUCCGAGGGGCGCGGGCGGAGAAGAAGAUGAGCCAGGCCGCGACGAAGCAAAUCAACGAGCCCCCAAGGUGGUGCGGGGAGUACGAGAACGGCAAGGCGGUGCCCAACCAGGCCGUGCUCGCCAAGAUGGAGCGGGUCCUCGGUGUCAAGCUCGGGGGCAAGAUCGGAAAGUGA
Molecule: messenger RNA, 443 nt
Organism: Eucalyptus grandis
Lineage: Eukaryota; Viridiplantae; Streptophyta; Magnoliopsida; Myrtales; Myrtaceae
Product: multiprotein-bridging factor 1c
Cellular component (GO): nucleus
Molecular function (GO): DNA binding
Source: RefSeq, a predicted model, not a curated record